Molecule: messenger RNA, 2209 nt
Organism: Achroia grisella
Lineage: Eukaryota; Metazoa; Arthropoda; Insecta; Lepidoptera; Pyralidae
Product: gastrula zinc finger protein XlCGF57.1-like
Exons: 3
Coding region: 101-1783 (560 amino acids)
Biological process (GO): regulation of transcription by RNA polymerase II
Molecular function (GO): RNA polymerase II cis-regulatory region sequence-specific DNA binding; DNA-binding transcription factor activity, RNA polymerase II-specific
Source: RefSeq, a predicted model, not a curated record
UGAAUAUUUAAAAUGUUAUAAAUAAAUAAGUAUAUGCAAUUUUAAAUCUGCAUAAAAGAUAUUUUUUGCAAAUUUAUAACAUAACACAAUAUCUCAAACCAUGAGUACAGAUAGAGUAUUUAUAAAACAAGAACCAUCAGAGCCCCAAAAUGGGAACAUUCAAAUCAAACAAGAACCAGAAUCACAAGAAGAAACUGCUAUGAAAAAACACAAUGAAAAUAAUGCUAUCAAAAAUGAAUAUAAUACAAAAAUUGAGAUAGAAAUUGAAAUUAAAUGUGAUAAGGAACAUAAUGUAUUCAUUAAAGAAGAACCAAGAGAUGAUUUGGAUUCAAAUUAUAAAGAUAACGAACCGGAAAAUGAUGGAGAAUAUUCCACUGAAAAUAAUGAUAAGGAGAAACCAACAAAUUCAUAUGAAUACUGUGUUAUAAAGCAAGAAGUUAAUGCAGAGGGUGUGCCAUGCAAUAGUGAAUAUUUAGCAGACAAUAAAUCCAAGUGGUUACCAAAACAAGGAUUUAAUGAUAAUGAAAUUAAAAAUAUACCAGGAUUGUCAAAUUCAGAAGAUUCAAGGCCUUACGGUGAUGAUGCUGGGAUUAAUGAUGAACUGUCAGGUGAAGAUGACGAUGCGGCCGCGCAGGAGAGAAGCGACUCCUGUGAGAAAUAUUCCUGCAAUAUUUGCAGUGAGAUGUUCAUGGCGCAUAGUUUGAUUAAAAUCCACGUAUUAGAGCACACAACCGAACAUCUAACACAGACAGACGAAAAGCAGUACAGUUGUGACCCAUGCAAUAAGUAUUUUGUUAGGAAACAGAACUUAAAACAGCAUAUGAUCGUUCAUAUCACGGAAAAACCAUACAGUUGUCAUGUAUGCAAUAGUACCUUCGCCAGGCCGCUUAGUUUAAAAUACCACUUGCGCAUCCACACAGGAGAAAAGCCGUACAGUUGUAAUGUGUGUAAUAAAAAGUUUAAUCGACCGCAGAAUCUGAAGAAUCACAUGCAAAUGCACACAGGUGAAAAACCGUACAGCUGUGACGUGUGCCAUAAAUUUUUUGCACGCAAGGAAAACUUAAAACACCACAUGCAUAUACACACAGGUGAAAAACUUUACAUAUGCGAAGUGUGUAAAAAGGAGUACGCGAAUCGGCACAGCUUGAAGUGUCACAUGCAAGUACACACGGGGGAGAAAUUGUUCACAUGCGAAUAUUGCAAGAAGAACUACGUAACCAACGGCAGUUUGAAACUACACUUGCUCAUCCAUGCCAAGAAGGAGAACAAAAACUUUUGCAGCUUAUGUAAAAAGAGUUACACGUCGAAAGAGAGCUUGGACGAACACAUGGUGAUACACGCAGACGAGAAACCCAUAAUUUGCGAGGUGUGUGAAAAAACGUUCACCACAAAACGCUCCCUGAAAAACCAUAGGCGCAUACACACGGGUGAAAAACCGUUUGCAUGUGACGUGUGCGACAGAAAGUUUGCGCUAGUGCAAAACUUGAAACAUCACAAGCGUGUACACACGGGGGAAAAACCGUACGCAUGUGAUGUGUGUAAACAGUGUUUCUCAAAGAGCGAACAUUUAAAACAUCAUAAACAGGUGCACACAGGAAAGAAACUGUACAGCUGUAAAGUGUGUCAGAAAGAAUAUGCCAGAAGCGAGAGCCUAAAAUAUCAUAUGCACACCCAUACAGGUAUAAAACCGUUUUCGUGCGGAUUAUGUAAUAAGUCGUUCACUACAAAUCAAAGAUUGAAAUAUCAUGCCAAUUCACAUAAGGAGAAAAGUGAAUUAAAUUAAUUGUAGUAAGGCUGACGAUAUACAGUUGGUUAGUCGUCAGGUUUCUCGAAUAGAAAUUUGUCUUUAUUUACAUAAAUUUAAUAUAUUUAUUUCAUUCAAUUCAGAAACCAGAUACAGUCAAAAAUAAUGAGCAAGAAACUCGUGUGUUGUUUUUAAACAAAUAUUCAUUACAUUAAUACUUUGUUUGAACACAAACUACUAAAUAGUGCCAAUUCUUAGGAGUAAAGUGUUAACUAGAUAGGUAUUCGAGUAAUAAAAUAAAUAAGUCAUAACUAAAACAUCAGUGCAGAUCGCUCCAUAGAUGUUCUUUAUCAGGUUUAAUCCAGAUGGCCCAUACUAAUGAAGCCGUAUGAUUGGUACAUUUUUUAAAAGGGUGGGUCGGUUACAGCGUGUUCCCCAAUAGCCUUUACACGUACGAAGAAAGAA